CCCUCCCGGAAGUGCCCUCGUCCCCUGCGCUGUGGCGGCUUGCCGGCCGCGUCGCGCGGCAGCUCCUGUACUUCACUGGCAGCCGGCGGAGGAGAGGCACCAGUCCGGGUUGGCUGAUCCGAGGCGACGACACUCACCGACCCGCUGGAGACUGGAGAGGAGCGCGGAGCCCCCGCGCGCACACACACACACACACACACACACACACACACACACACACACACACACCGCCUCGUCCGCACCGCAGCGCGCACAACGCCGGGAUGAACGCAGCAGCCCGCGGGAGGUUUGGACACGUUGGACCGCGGCGCGCACCGGACGACAGGAUUUAGUGGAAGAAGAAGUCGGGUCUCUCUUGGCCCGAGACGAGGAACUCGUGAGGGAGGAUUUCUGACUAAUUCCUCUUUUCCUUUUCUUUUCUUUUUUUUCUCCUCCCGUCGCCAAACCUGCUCCCCGAAGCGCGACACGAGGACCUGGGGAUUAAAGAGGAGAGUUUGGGAUUGUUGUUGUUUUACGAAGUUCACCGGAGAAUAAAGGCGGUGAUUCUUCUCCUGGAUGCAUGGUGACAUAUGAACGACUGAGAUUUGCUGUCGAAACGGAAUAAUCUGGGUCGCUGGCGGGGACGCCGCGGACAGCUUCCUGCGGCGCCGGAGGCCGCCGUUCUGCCGGACAGCAUGCGGGCGCAGGAUGUCGUCUGAGUCGGGCCUCGCCGCGCCGCGUCUCGCCGCGCCGUCCGGAGGGAUGACGGCUCUGUGGUGCUCCCUCUGGCUCUCCGUCGUCCUGCCUCUGUGCGUCGCGCCGGCCCGGCUGCCCACCGCUCCGCCCACAGACUCUGUGUCCGGCGAGACGGCCUUCCUGGAGGACUACGUCCUGGGCGUGGGGGACACCCUGGAGAUGUCGUGCGAGCUGGACGACCCGUCCCAGCCCGUCGCCUGGUUCAAGGACGGCAGGGGGCUGGCGCCCGGCAACCGCACGCGGCUGGGCCAGCGGAUGCUGCGCGUCAUCAACGUGUCGUACGAGGACUCGGGCGUCUACUCGUGCCGGCUCGCCCACGGCAACGCGCUGCUCAGCAACUACACCAUCAGGGUGACAGAUUCUCUGUCAUCUGGUGACGAUGAAGACUACGACGAAGAUCCAGAAGAUGCAGGUAAUGGAAAUGAAGCUCCUUAUUGGACCAGGCCCGACCGGAUGGACAAGAAGCUUCUGGCCGUUCCCGCCGCCAACACCGUCAAGUUCCGCUGUGCCGCCGCCGGCAACCCGACGCCGACCAUCCACUGGCUGAAGAACGGCAAAGAGUUCAAGGGCGAGCAGAGGAUGGGAGGCAUCAAGCUGAGACACCAGCAGUGGAGUCUGGUGAUGGAGAGCGCCGUGCCGUCGGACCGGGGGAACUACACCUGCGUGGUGCACAACAAGUACGGCACCAUCACCCACACCUACCAGCUGGACGUCCUAGAGCGCUCGCCCCACAGGCCCAUCCUCCAAGCGGGCCUGCCGGCCAAUCAGACGGUGGUGCUGGGCAGCGACGUGGAGUUCCACUGUAAGGUCUACAGCGACGCCCAGCCGCACAUCCAGUGGCUGAAGCACAUCGAGGUCAACGGCAGCCGCUACGGCCCCGACGGCGUGCCCUACGUCAACAUCCUGAAGACGGCCGGUAUUAACACUACAGAUAAGGAGCUAGAGGUUCUCUUCUUGACCAAUGUGUCCUUUGAGGAUGCGGGCGAGUACACUUGCCUGGCAGGGAACUCUAUCGGCUAUGCUUACCACUCUGCUUGGCUGACGGUGCUUCCAGCAGUGAGUCCAGAGAAGGAGGACUACUACGUGGACAUCCUCAUCUACGUGACGGGCUGCGUGCUCUUCAUCCUGGCCGUGGUCAUCGUCGUCCUCUGCCGCAUGAGGAUGACCACGCAGAAGACGCUGCCCACGCCGCCCGUGCAGAAGCUCUCAAAGUUCCCGCUCAAGAGACAGGUAACAGUUUCCUUGGAUUCCAACUCCUCCAUGAACUCCAACACGCCGCUGGUGAGGAUCGCCCGCCUGUCGUCCAGCGACGGGCCGAUGCUGGCCAACGUGUCGGAGCUGGAGCUGCCGUCCGACCCCAAGUGGGAGUUUCCCCGAACGCGACUCACUCUGGGCAAACCUCUGGGCGAGGGCUGCUUCGGUCAGGUGGUGAUGGCCGAGGCCAUCGGCAUCGACAAGGAGAAGCCCAACAAGCCGCUGGACGUGGCCGUGAAAAUGCUGAAAGACGACGCCACGGAUAAAGAUUUGUCCGACCUGGUGUCAGAGAUGGAGAUGAUGAAGAUGAUCGGGAAACACAAAAACAUUAUCAACCUUCUGGGAGCGUGCACGCAGGACGGUCCCCUGUACGUCCUGGUGGAGUACGCCUCUAAAGGCAACCUGAGGGAGUACCUGCGGGCGCGGCGGCCGCCGGGCAUGGACUACUCCUUCGACACGUGCAAGAUCCCGGACGAGCAGCUCACCUUCAAAGACCUGGUGUCCUGCGCCUACCAGGUCGCCCGAGGCAUGGAGUACCUGGCCUCGCAGAAGUGUAUCCACAGAGACCUGGCGGCCAGAAACGUCCUGGUGACGGAGGACAACGUGAUGAAGAUCGCGGACUUCGGUCUCGCCAGAGACGUGCACAAUAUAGACUACUACAAAAAGACCACGAACGGUCGUCUGCCCGUGAAGUGGAUGGCUCCGGAGGCGCUGUUCGACCGGGUCUACACGCACCAGAGCGACGUGUGGUCCUACGGUGUGUUGCUGUGGGAGAUCUUCACCCUGGGAGGUUCGCCGUACCCGGGCAUCCCCGUGGAAGAACUCUUCAAGCUGCUGAAGGAGGGACAUCGGAUGGACAAACCCGCCAACUGCACCCAUGAGCUGUACAUGAUCAUGAGGGAGUGCUGGCACGCCGUGCCCUCGCAGAGGCCGACCUUCAGGCAGCUGGUAGAAGAUCACGACCGGGUUCUGUCGAUGACGUCCACCGACGAGUACCUGGACCUGUCGGUGCCCUUCGAGCAGUACUCGCCCACCUGCCAGGACUCCAACAGCACCUGCUCCUCCGGCGACGACUCGGUGUUCGCCCACGACCCGCUGCCCGACGAGCCCUGUCUGCCCAAGCAGCCGCCCGCCGCCGGGGCGGCCCGGACGUAGAGGGCCGAGCGGCGGCGGGACGUUGACCUCCGCUCGCAGCGCGGGACCAAUAAUCACCUCAAGAUAUGGAAAUAUGAAAAGAAAAGAAAACACUCAGCAUGCAAUACUUGGGAUUCCAAAUCCUCCUCCUCCUCCUCCUCCUCAAGCGACUCUUUUAAACAUUGAAGGAUUAUUCUUUUUCUUUUUCUUUUUUUUUGCCGUUGAACCGCGAUUGUGUUCCUUGUUUUUUUUUUUUUGGUAUUUUUUUUCGGGGAAAUGAAAUAUAUAUUUUUGUACUCGGGCCAGUCUUUUUGUUACGGACAAUCUGUGGGGGUGAAACCAUUCCGUGCCUACUCGGGACAAAAAAACAGAAAGGAUAUAAGAGGAGGGGAAUGAAGGGAACUUUUGUUGUGGCGACCCGGACGGCGAGGACCUCCCCCCCCCCCCCCCCCCCCCCCCCCCCCCAAAACAAAAGACAAGAUACCAGCAAGAAAACCUUCUGUCAACUGUCACAGAAGGGAUUGUACAGUAUGAGAGCGUAUACACGUGAAAUUAUUCACCCAUCACGUCACAUUUUAGCCGUUUCUGGUGAUAAUCAUGGAACAAGGUUUGUGUCCGGGCCGCUCAGUGAUGAGGUCCCGUGAGGUCCGGAGGGUGUGUUUUUUAUGUAUCUAGAAGAAGAAGAAAAAGGAUUUAUUGUAAAUUAUAUAAAUGCAAAUAUGUAUCAUAUUGCUGUCCACAGCCAUGUGCUUAAAAGACAAAACAUUCAUUUUUUUUUCGUUCUUUUCCUCUAAAGUGUUGUUUUAGGAUGGAAAGCGUUGCGAUCUUGAAGACACUGUCAUGAACGUGCAAAACAUUUGAAUGGUUUUUAAGUGAUACAGAGGAAAAAAAAAAAAAGGUUUAUUUGAAUAAUUAACGUGUAUAUUUGUAAAGAUAUUUAUAGACUUAACAUGUGGUUCUUAAAGUACGAAAGGUCUAGUUUAGGGUUUUGUAGUACUGUAACGCAGAGAUUUUUAUUUCUUUUCUUUUUUUUGUAACUUAUUUUACAACAAAACUGCGACGUUAUUUUUCACAACUUGCAGACUCCUCUAGUUUUUGGGUUUUUUUCAUCCAUCUUUUUGUUUGUUCGUUUACAGUUUUUGAGAAAUAAGAAUGUAUGACAGACAGGUGAUUUCUUUUGAGAGCCCGAGUCGGACUGAAGGCUCCCGCUGACAGAGGAGCUGGAUGUUUCCCGCUCAGCUCCGAUUCUGGGUUUUUUUGUUUUUUUGUUUUCUUUUAAAGUUGACGUUUGCAAUAUCAAAGCAACGAUUAACUCUUGCUGGGCAAGAAAUAGCAGCGCUUGGAGAGACGUGCACCCGAGAGGCCUUUUGGUACGACUGAGGUACUCAGAGACGUAUCGAACAACAAUGAACAACUGUGAAUCGUGAAGCCUUCAGAGAAGCUCAGCGGGGGGAAGAAAGCCCCGCGGCCGAUAAUAUUUCCACAAUCCAGCUAUAAGACGGAUUUGCAGCCAAUUUAUUCACUUCCGCAACAUUUUGUUUGUGUAAAAUCGACGUCCCAUCGCUUAAAAACACCCAGAACCCACAAUGCAACGCUCCCCCUACUGGAGACGAGGGUUACUGCAACACCACAAAAGAAAAGCAGAUAUGAUAAAUGACGAAUCAACUAAAACAUUGAGUGUAAGAGAAGUCGGUUAGCAAACGCAAAAAUUACGCAAUGAACUACAUUUCCCAGAAUGCUUUUCAGGGCCGCUACAAGGGAACUUUCUUAAACCGGUGGCGUUCAGAGAAGUGAAUGUUGCAUUUUUGUACUUUUUGCAGCUGCAAUGCUAGAGAGCAGAAACGAAGCUUAAAGCGUCUAAAAGAGGAGCCCUCGCUUCUCGAUUCUGAGAUGGCGUUUACCACGUAUAGACACGAAUAAAUUGAAAACGCCGGCGUUAAAGCAAACAUAGAUGGACUUUGUUUUUUCUUUCUCCUCGAGGUUUUUCUGAAGGCUUCAAACUCUUUAGUUAGUGACAGAAAAGGUCAGUGGUUAGUGACACUCAUGGGCUCAGAGGCAGAAACGUGAAGCUGUUACGUCCGUAUGUGCUCGAGUGUUCAUUAAAAAAAAAAAAACACAACAACAACAACAACAACAACCACAACAACCACAACAACCUGCCCAGGCGCU
This is a messenger RNA of Scophthalmus maximus (turbot), 5292 nucleotides long. It is a transcript of the gene fgfr3, whose product is annotated as fibroblast growth factor receptor 3. Gene Ontology annotation, biological process: positive regulation of kinase activity; multicellular organism development; positive regulation of MAPK cascade. NCBI's taxonomy places the organism in Eukaryota, Metazoa, Chordata, Actinopteri, Pleuronectiformes, Scophthalmidae. Gene Ontology annotation, molecular function: fibroblast growth factor receptor activity; ATP binding; fibroblast growth factor binding. Bases 688 to 3144 code for a protein of 818 amino acids. The record is from RefSeq and is a predicted model, not a curated record. Gene Ontology annotation, cellular component: membrane; signaling receptor complex. The transcript has 18 exons.